AUGGAAAUGCGCACCGGCCGUUACCUAAAUUUCGGCACAGGUCAUUGCGGAAUGGCCGAUCCUAUGUUCUGGCUCUUCAAAAACAAACGGAACGACCAUCGCGUUCAGCAGAACAAAAAGCGGAACGUGGCAGAGGUGAGUGGUGAAAUAUACGGCGAACUGGAUAAAGUAGUGGGAGUGAGGAAUGAGGAUCAGAGGUCACCACGGAGGUCUGGUACGGAUAAAGAGCAAUCGGAUGGAGAUGAAAACAAGUCCACAGACCACGAGAUGAAAGCAGCCUCUACAACUGCUACAACAUUAUCAAAGGGAGAAGUUGUCCCAGACAUAGAAGGUGAUCCUAACUUACCACCGUGGAACGGAUUCGGAUUUGAGCUUUAUCGCUCUGUCGCGCAGAAGUGUCGAUAUCCUAACACAACGAUCGUCCUUGCCAGCGUUGAUCCUGAGACACUGCCUGCUAUCCUUGCGCGCACCGGCUUUUUCCCUUCGAUGUUGAUCGAGACCGAAACGGAAGCGUUCCUGCGGAAAAACCCGCACUUAGACGCUCGUAUUCUUACCGAGGCGCAGGAGGUGCACUUCGGGCAGAAAGACCGGUUUGAAGGCUACACACGGCCUGAGGUUGCGGCCAUUGAGGCAGAAGUAGACACGCUGAUGCCAGCAAGAGGACUGCAUCCUAAUGCGACGCUUGUGUACGUUAAGGCUUUAGACAUGAAGAUUUAUCUUUGAGAGUUGAGAGAGUCAUGUUUGUUCCUUCCUCGACCUGCUCGGGCUCUACUACAAGAAGAUCAGGGACAACGACGGACAUCGCUCUUACUUAAUACAUUGUGGAUAGGUCUAAGUACGGGGAUCGCAGUCCGAGCUUACUCCAGGACCGAGAUGAGGUUGAGGAAGUAAUCGAGAACCUUGGUGGCCGCGAAGCAUUUUGGGAGUGGGAUCGUGCAGUGGCGGAGCGCUCGUGGUCAGACCAUUUCCAGGAGGGUGAGGAUUUAUUGGCAGAAAAUAAUAGCAUAAUAGUUCUUGGCGACCACAGCACAAAAGUUGACGGAAGAAGCACGAGGACUGGUGCGACUCUGCUAGAUGCGCAACAUCAGGCUAGGAGCACAAGCACAACAGCUAGUGCAGUUGAUUCGGGAGAGGAGUCAUUUUUCUUCGACGAAACUACUAGCAGUACUCCAAGUACGGAACAAGAAAGGUCAAGAACAACUGCAGAUAGCACAGCCACAAGCACUUCCGCACUAGUAGUACAACAUGAUGCUCAGCGAGGUGAAACAAGUCCUCGCAGAGAGCAGUCUCCAGAGGAACACCUACCACCACCGACGUCGCCAGGACCGGACAUAGAGCUCGUCGUUUUAGACCUUGACGGCUACGAUUACCAAAUCCUAGAGACGUUGGUCGCUUCGCGUCAGACAGUAUUUUAAGGGUAGGCUAAAGGUGUUCCUAUUACCAUUUGUUAUGCCUAAAUCCCCUAAGCAGGGAGACAGGCAUAACAUACGGGACACAGAAACAAACGUCAAAUAAGCCCUAAACCCUCUAAUUCUUGGUUUACCGCGUCGAGGUAGCACAGCACUUUCCACCGCCGUAUAAGUAUGCGAUGCUCUACCAUGAGACGAAGGUCGAUUUGUAUUUAUGACAUAAGUAUGGUGAUGUGGAUGUAUGCGUUACUUUUCUUUGCAGGAAAUAGAAAUUGAAAUAUUUACUAGGAGGGCGCAACUGGUGACCACCCGAUGCUGCAUCUUUGACUUUCCUUUCCACGACCACACCAGCUGACCACUAAUCUCACGCGAUCACAUGCGCUACGACAAGGACAUGUAUUUUUCACCGCUCUAUGGCAUGUCUCUUUCCGCCGCUUUGAAUCUGCUGAAGGACACGCAUUUCUUAUUUUAUGGUUGCCUUCUUUCACCUAAUAGUCUGUCUCAGCGUCUCUCGCCUUUUUAUUUUAGCUAAUAGUCUGUCUCAGCGUCUCUCUGGUGUCCUUUUGUUCCCAUGGAAUACAUAUACCAGGGAAAUAAAGGUACAAGAAAAGGAAAAAGGUACUACGUCCAAGAUGGAUUGAGUAUACAGGUAAAACUGUGGAUGGCGGAUCAGAUCUUUAGUCCUUAAUCCUUAAUUCAAGUACGGAGAGGGAUUCAAGUACCGCGCUGCUCUAACUACCGUACCUGGAAGGAAAAACUGACGCCAUUUUUGUGCAUAAAAAGUUACGCAAAUACGUGGAGAAGGCUUUCGAUGUCAAACUUCCAGUAGACGAAUUUCUCUGCUAUCGCGCCUCGCAUCUCUGGCACCAGAUGAACCAGUUGUACUUAUGGUCUAACUUUUGGAACUACGGUAGAUAUUUGGGGAUGUCAUUCAGUAUAUUGAUACUCGUACACUUGACGAAAUACGAUGGGAUUAUCGAGAGACGACGUAAAAAAUACUUCUACAUGUUGUACUAGAAAUUUUUGAUUUUAUUUUGUACACCCACAAGCAAGAUGGAUCAUCAAGGACAACCCUCUUUUUUCUUGCCUGUUCAUAACGCGUGCGGGCGUGGGCAUUUAACGAGCCUGUGUAUGAGGGGCUGCAGCACAUCCACGACAAUGUGACGCAUUUCUCGCCUGUCCCUAUCGAGGAGGGAAACGUACCUUUCAUGCUAUGGGUCUAGCAUGCUUGUUUUGGGGGUAACUCUCUUGCAAAUAGUCAAAACUAAUGAAAGAAAUACGCAUAUAUAAAUCUAAAGAACUAAUCCUUAUCCUACUACCACAUUUACAACGAUCUUCAUCCUAUCAUCUAAGGAAUGUCCACGGGCAAGUCAGGGAUAUCGUCAAAGAACCACACAAGAUUUCCACUUGUUCUUCUCUACUUGUAACAAAAACACAUUGAAAGCAAGCAUGGCGCUCUACGCUUGGCAAAAUAGAGCCGCGAACAGUGUCCCUUGGGAAAGCGAACCCCAAAGAAGUUUAGAAAUAAAAGAACACAAUACUUAAAAGAAAUUUCCAAAAAAACGAUUUUUGGACACACGACCAAAAAA
Amoebophrya sp. A25 is the source of this 2998-nucleotide messenger RNA. The record is from the annotation of a GenBank genome assembly. NCBI's taxonomy places the organism in Eukaryota, Dinophyceae, Syndiniales, Amoebophryaceae.